Trichomonas vaginalis G3 is the source of this 276-nucleotide messenger RNA. RefSeq lists its product as uncharacterized. The coding region runs from base 1 to 276 and encodes 91 amino acids. The transcript has a single exon. NCBI's taxonomy places the organism in Eukaryota, Parabasalia, Trichomonadida, Trichomonadidae. The record is from RefSeq and is a predicted model, not a curated record.
AUGCGUAUAAACAACACUUUCUCUGCUGGUUUGCCUAUUGUUCAUUCGAAUGCAGAGUUUUCAGCUUUAGUAAACUCAAACACUUUAGCAAACAUAAACUUAACCUUAGUUGACGCAAACUUUGUUCCUGUAAAACUUUUAUGUCCUAUGUAUUUGUCAAUGACGGCAGAAAGUUUCGAAUUGGAAGAUGCAACUGGUGAAAGUAUUGUAUUACAAGAACAACUUCAACAACAAAUAGCUCAAGAACAACAAAUGCAACAAAUAGCUCAAGAAUAA